Molecule: messenger RNA, 3052 nt
Organism: Scophthalmus maximus (turbot)
Lineage: Eukaryota; Metazoa; Chordata; Actinopteri; Pleuronectiformes; Scophthalmidae
Gene: nptx2b
Product: neuronal pentraxin IIb
Exons: 5
Coding region: 516-1835 (439 amino acids)
Source: RefSeq, a predicted model, not a curated record
UUGUUUUUCCUCUAAAUGAUCACGGCCCAUGUGGCACCACCCAUAGCUGUGUCGUUGAAAGACAGUUGCCUCCUCGUUGCCCUCACUGCUGAACAAACUUUCCAAAUGAAAGCUGGUCAAUGACGUCAGCCUACUACGACCAACCGAGGAGCUUUUCCCCGGACACCUUUUUUGGUAAUCCUCUUUCCUUGGGGGAGCUGUCCGAUCAGCACCACACUGUGCGCUCGGCUUGUGCCAGGAAUAGUCUCGGUGAACACAUGUCCAUUUAACCGGGCUUACGGUGACAGGCUCGUCCUCUAUCGGAUCUUAUGCUCCGAGUUUUUCGAGAUGUUUGUGUUGCGACAUGGCGCUGCUUAGUAGAAGUCGUCACCCGUGAUGUCUUAUUUCCUUUUUCCUGGGUUGUCCUCACUUAGGGUUUCACUUUUACGCACGACCUCCAAGUUGAUUUCAUUAGACGGUGUUGAGGCUGUAGUAUUCGGCUUUCCCCUUUACGGCAGACCCGAGCCGCCGCCGGUAUGAUUUCAAUCUUGUUCGGGUUGUUAUGUUGUUGUUGGGCACUGGGCUCCGGUCAACUUGCGAGCGGCCAGGCGGACGAUGGGAAGCGGUUCAUCUGCCGGGCAAUACCCCUCAGCGGCGAUGCCAGUUGCCCCGUGACGCUGUUGCCGGAGCUUAACGCCGGCAGCCAAGAAGAGGAGCUCAGGAACACCGUGAUGCAGCUACGCGAGACAAUUCUGCAGCAGAAAGAAACGAUUUCCAAACAGCGAGGCACCAUCAACGAGCUUACCACCAAGCUGUCCCUCUGCGCCUCGGCCACCGACGACAGGAAGUACGACAAGGGGGGCCCCUGGGGCAAAGAGAAGCAAAAUACCAUGGGGGACGUACCCAGAGAUCCUAACGACACCAUUGACAGUCUUGGCAAAACCAUGCAAGGGCUCAAGGACCGGCUGGAGAACCUGGAGCAACAGCAGAUGCGAGCCAACGUAUCCGGCGCUUCGUUCCCCAGCGAGCUGCGCAACUUGCUGCAGCGUCGGCUCGGGGAGCUGGAGAAACAGCUCCUGAAGAAAGUCAGCAACCUGGAGGAGGAGAAGAGCAUGCUGUCGAAUGCCACAGCCGCCUACCGGCUGAAGACCGAGAGCACGCUGAACGCCCUGGUGGAGAGGAUCAGUGAGCUGGAGAAAGGGGGAGGAGACUUCAAGUCCCCGGAGCAGUUCAAGCUGUCCCUGCCCCAGCGGACCAACUACCUGUACGGCCGCAUCACUAAGACCCUGCCAGAGAUGUACGCCUUCACCCUCUGCAUGUGGAUCAAGUCCAGUGCCAGUCCGGGCAUAGGGACACCGUUCUCGUAUGGGGUGCCGGGCCAAGCGAACGAAAUAGUGCUGAUCGAGUGGGGCAACAACCCUAUAGAGCUUCUCAUCAAUGACAAGGUUGCCCAACUGCCAUUGGAGGUACGUGAUGGGAGAUGGCACCACAUCUGCAUCUCCUGGACAACGCGAGACGGCCAGUGGGAGGCUUACCAGAAUGGAGAAAGACUGGGGAGUGGUGAUAACCUGGCGGCCUGGCACCCCAUCAAACCUGGGGGAGUCAUCAUCCUGGGGCAGGAGCAGGACGUGGUGGGCGGGCGCUUUGACGCGGGACAGGCCUUCGUGGGCGAGCUGAGUCAAGUGAACAUUUGGGACCGCAUUCUGAAGCCGGUCGAGAUCCAGUCCAUGGCCAACUGCAGUACUUACAUCCCCGGGAACGUGGUCCCCUGGCUGGCAAGCAACGUUGAAGUGUUUGGGAGGGGAGCAUUCAAGCGGCCUUUGGAGUUGUGUCAGGAGCGGCUGCCCAAUGCUUAAAAACUGCUUCACUGCCUCUGCUUUGAUUCAUCGGUGUUUGCAUCCACUCAGCAUUUGUUCUUGUUUACCGUCUGCUCUGACUGUAGGGAAGUUGAUUGACUCUCUGUUAUACAUGCAUGUGUAACAGUGUUGUUUUAUUUGGUUUUGCACAGAGAUACUGUAUAUUGGGGAUACGUUGAACCAGGUAGGAUCUCUCACAAUCAAAUGCACGCAUGCGCACGACAGCUGUGGACAUUUUGACAAUAGGAUCUGGGACGUUGAAUGUGGUAACACACCAAAGUGCACAUUGUACCGUGGAGGCUGAACAGUGGCAAUCAGGGAAUUACCUACUUGCAUUUCUUUCUCCGCCUUGAUUAAGGUACUUAGGUCAGUACGCCCACACCACGGCGAAAAGGUCCACUCAGGUCUUACUGCUAACACCAACCCCCCCCCCCUCUCCACCCUCGACAGCUUUGAGGCCAGCAGGGAAAUCCAAGCUGGUGCGGCACAGACGCACACAGCUACUGCGGCUACUACAAAUACACUGAGGUUCAGAACAGCUGACAGUUUGGCGUUGGCAUGUGAGCUGGUGUCGUUUGUGUGCUGUGUGGGAGGGGAAGAUUAAAGGUUUUGCCAAUGUUAUGUCUAUUCCUUAGCCAGGAAAUGGGCUUAGAGCCAACAUCAAUCAGGUCUCUGAUCCUGACGCGUUCAGUAACUUUGUGUGGGGAAUGUAACUGGACAAAAGCUAUUUUGCACUUUAUCUGUGUCGUGGCACUGGUUUGUACUGUAGUUUGAUUUAGUCUUAACAUAUAAUUCUCUGCAUGUGUAACUGACACCAGUGAUACUAGUGAGUCUGUCACAGUGCUUCUUUUCCUCCUGCCUUUUGCAUUUGGAGACUCAUGUUACGUAUAUUCAUAGCAUCAAUAUUGUGUCUAAAUCUGUGAUUUGUAAUGUCAAUGCAGUGAAUAUUGUGACCAGGCAUCCAACAGAGAUUUGAUCAUGAGACCCAUCAAAAAUCUUACAAAUAUAUUUUGAAUGUGCUGUUGAAUUUACCUUCAUUAUUUGUCUGUAUCAUGUAAUUACACAUCAUAUGAUAUUUUUCAUAUUUCAGUAUGAGUACAUGUAUUGGGAAUUGAUCACCUUGUUUUGUGGCCUUCUAAUGGAGACCCAAGUGCCGUUUAAUGUUUUCUAAAUGUCAAAAAUGAAUUGUUUUGCCAGUAAAAAAAAAAGGGGAAAAU